Podospora anserina S mat+ is the source of this 3789-nucleotide messenger RNA. RefSeq lists its product as uncharacterized. Gene Ontology annotation, molecular function: monoatomic ion channel activity. Gene Ontology annotation, biological process: monoatomic ion transport; transmembrane transport. NCBI's taxonomy places the organism in Eukaryota, Fungi, Ascomycota, Sordariomycetes, Sordariales, Podosporaceae. Gene Ontology annotation, cellular component: membrane. The coding region runs from base 1 to 3789 and encodes 1262 amino acids. The record is from RefSeq and is a predicted model, not a curated record. The transcript has 4 exons.
AUGUUGUCCGCUCUGCUGCGGCCCUUUGGCAGGGGCGAGAAUUCACAGGAUGAGGGCCACCGUCCAGACGUAGAACAACGUUUUGCGCCUACCAAUCGAAUGCAUCGCGCCUCGGUCGCUUCGCUAGGCGAGUAUCGCCAGCAUCGUCACGCCGCUGCCGACUUCACCGAGGCCGACGAUGAUGACGACGACGAAGAAAAUGAGUCUCACCAUGAUAACGGGCAGCCGUCCCGUUACCAGGCUGCUGGUGUUCAAACCGAAGAAGACGAGGAUGGGCGCAGUCACUCCAUCGGCUUACCCCUGUUUUCUGCAGGUCAUCUGGAUUCACUCCCUAUAUACAGCAUGACCCAUGCCAUCCGCAUCAUUGUACAAGCUAGAACCGAAACAACAUUAACAUGGGAUCAACUGAGAUCCCCGCAGGUUUCGCAGUUUCUCAUCAGACCAAUGCAGCAACAAAUACGGACGCAACACUUUUCUCGGGGCACUCUCUACGCCCUGAUGGCCAAUUGCUUGCAAUUCGGGAAGGAAGGGCAGUUGUACCCAGGAAAUGCCGGAACAAGCAGCACCAGAGCAAAAGUGUGUGAGCUGUUGGCACUCAAAAUAUUGAAAGAGUACACGACGCGGGAGCUCAUCGACGCACUCUCCUACGACUUCUAUCCUCUCCAGGGUAUCCCGGGGUCCCAAGGACCACUUCCCCAACACGCCAGGUCUAGCCCGGCCACUAUGCGGACUUCAACCCUUGAGGUUGCCAUCCGAGCUUCAGCCAAGCACUUCCUCUCUCAUCCUCUGGUAGUGAUGCAGUUGGAGGCUAUCUGGAACGGUGCCAUCAGCUUUCACUCCACCGAGGACCAGCUUCGCCGUCAAGGCUCUUCGUCGAGUGCUGUUGGUAGCAAUCAGUCUCGGCGCCAGAGUACGGUGAGGACACCGCUGUUGAGUCAGCAGCAGCAAGCGAAGGAGGACCAUGGACGGGCUCUUGCUCACGUUUCCGGUCGGCGAUUUGUAACCCUGUAUGAUCCUCGAACCGCUUCACUUUUCAAACUAUCACGGCUACGGGUCCCACGAUAUCGUCAAAUACUCUCCACGUGCUCCCUUGCCAUCUUGAUCGCGCUCUUCUUGGCCGUUCUGAGCCAAAGAUCGAGCAAAAUCACCUCCCUGGAGUUGAUUUUUUGGUUUUGGAGUGCUGGCUUUAUGCUUGACGAAAUCGUCGGCUUCAAUGAGCAGGGCCUGUCUCUCUACAUCAUGAGCUUCUGGAACAUAUUCGAUCUAGGUAUCCUGUUGCUUUUGAUCGUCUACUACUGCAUGCGCAUCUACAGCGUGUUUCUUCUCGAACCCCAUAAAUGGAACGAAAAUGCCUACGAUGUCCUCGCUGCUAAUGCGGUCCUGCUCUUGCCGAGGAUAUUCAGCAUUCUCGAUCAUUACCAAUAUUUCUCGCAGCUCCUGAUAGCCUUUCGGCUGAUGGCGGUCGACUUGGCGGCUGUUUUUGUGCUCAUAUUGGUGUGCUGUAGCGGCUUUUUUGUCUUCUUUACCCUUUCCAAGAACACAAACGAUCCUUAUGUGCUUGCCUACAAGAUCUUUCAGAUCCUCAUGGGCUUUACACCAGCCGCGUGGGAAGUGUGGGACUCGUACACUUGGAUGGGCAAGGCCUUGAUGGCUUUGUUCCUCAUCAUUUGUCACUUCGUCAUCGUGACGAUCCUCAUCACUGUUCUGACCAACUCCUUCAUGUCAAUUGCAUCCAACGCAAACGAAGAGCACCAGUUUCUCUUCGCUAUCAACACAAUUUCCAUGGUGAAGAACGAUACGCUCUUCUCUUAUAUUGCGCCCGCCAAUAUCUUUGCAUGGGGGUUGAUGCCACUCAGGUAUUUCAUGUCCCUCAAGCGGUUCGUGUGGCUCAACCGCGCCGUGAUCAAAGCCACCCAUUUCCCUCUGCUGUUUUGCAUUUUCUUCUACGAGAAGUACUUCCUUGCGCCGUACAUCUACGAAGCUACUGAUCUCGUCGACAAUCCCGGUCGUGGACGCCCACAUGGGCUUUCUUUGGGCGAUCCAUCUACCAGGUCAGCAUUCUUCAGCCCCAGUGUCCGAGUACGAGAGGAAUCAGUGCUCGGCUAUCAGAAGGACAGAGCAUUGGAAGAAGUAUUUCGACGUGCUCCCGAUACAGCUACGCUGAGGACUCAAAGGAGGAAUGAGCGACGGAAGACGCAGAAUGCGAUUCGCACAUGGAUGGACCAAAAUGACGGAGGCUUCCGCUCGCCGCAGAAUUAUUCGACGAUUGACAGCAGGAUGACCGGUGAUUGGCGGCGACGGCUGAGUAUGAAUCGAGAACGCCCAUCCAGGUUCCCACGGCAGUAUUCCGAUCUUCGUUCUGCGGCCAGCGAUCCAGCAGAUUUCGUUUCUGACGCCCCGUACCCCAUGGCACCCGAGUAUUACCACGAUGGCGUCCACCGGAGAGAUUAUGCUCAUGAGAUGAAGGAGAACACCGAUGCGGAUGGAGACGACGAGCUUGUCACGAAUGAUGAGGAAGAGGAGGAUAAUGUGACCAACACCAUUGGUGACGGUCAUGGACACGACCGCGAGGCAAUGGAGGAAGAUUAUUUCACAACCCCUGUUGCCAGCCGCUUCAUCAACGAUGAGCUCCCGUCAACUGACUCUCCUCGCAUCGGCCAGUCAAGGCGUAACGCUCUGCACACCCGGACACUGUCAACUAACACAAUCCUCUACGUCCCAGAGGAGAAACAUCAGCCAUAUAGUUCCUCCUCUGCUUCCAUGGGCAGAUCACCGCAGUUACCAUCCCGACGACACACCCCGAUCAUGACACCCAUCUCAGGAGGUGGCCACCGCUCGCCUCGACGUUCUCUUUACAUGACCUCCUCCCGGCCACGCCCUAUUGCCCCGCCCCGCGACAUGGCACGAACAGCUCCCACCCGAUCAGGUCUGACUCUUGACAUCCCUGCCCGAAGACCAGCAACACAGCACCACCACCAGCAAGAUCCCCAAGAUGUCCACCGUCACCGGCGGAUGAGCUCCUCCGAUCUCAACGCCACGGUUACAGUAGACGACGAAGAGAGCACCUUUAGUGGCGUGCCCUCUAGUUUCGCGACACAAAUGGCCAUGGCGACGGCGAUGCUAUCCAAGAGCGCUCAAGGGGAUAACAAUCGAAUGAGCAGGCUCAUGCUAGCAAAAAUGAAAACCCUAGAAGAAAGUCUAGGGGAUGUGGUACGGGAGAUGAGCUUGUUGAGGAAUUCCGUUCCUAACACGGCGCAUAACUCUGACGACGGAGGGGUGGGAGGGUCCGGGAUUAAUUUCAGGAAGAAGAAACCGCUGAAGAUGAUGGUGGGACCGCCGGGGUCGUCGGAGCCGUCGUCGACUUCUGCGCCGGGGGCGGGGGAGGGGAUGAUGAUGGGUGGUGGACGGGGGGGGUUCGGAUUGAGACGGAGUAAGACUGUGGGGGUGGAGGAGGCGAGGAGGAUACAGAUACGGAAGAACACUGGGAUGACUGGGAGCUGGAUGAGGAGUCCGGUUUCGAACAAGUCGGGGUCUGGGUCUGCGGUUACGGCGAUUGCGGCGACGGGGUUGGGGAUUGGGGAUGAGAUGCCUGGUGAUAAGGGGAAGCAGAGGGAGGGGGAUAAGAGGCUGCCACCACCGCCACAGGUGGAAGAUGAUGAGACGUAUGAGGAUGAUGAUGAUGAUAAUGAUGGGGGGCAGUUGCAGGGGAAGAUGAGUCCGGAGAGUGGGUUUGGGCGGUUUGCGAGGAGGGGGGUAGGGAAGGGGAUCGGAGGGGCGGGGUCGUUGUGA